AUGGCAGAAUACGUCACAAGAAUUCCACCAAACCAUUACAUUCAUGUUUUGGAUUAAAAUACAAACACAGCAAGGCUUGAAGUUGGCCCACAUACUUUCAUUCGAAAAGAGCAUGAAAGCAUUAUAGAAGGUCCAAGCAAAAUGAUUAGUUUACCACCAAAGACUUAUUGCAAUAUUUAGAAUCCAAUCUUAAGAGAUAAUAAAAAUUCUCCAGUCAAGAAUGCUUAUGGAGAAGUUGAAAUUUAAAGAGGGGAAAUAGAAUACAGAACAGCUGAUGAUUAUCCAGACCCUUUUCCUUUGUUUCCUGGGGAAAAAUUGGAAGGCAGAGUUGAAACAUUACUUAUUGUCUAACAGAACACAGCAUUGAGGUUAGUCGCCAUCAGGGAUUUCGUUGCAGAUGGAAAGUAGAAGUAGGCUGGAGAAGAAUGGCAACGCAACGGACCAUUUACUUACUAUCCAAGAGCAGAAGAGUAGAUAGUCGAAGUAGUAAAGGCAGAGGUCAUUAAGCCAAAUUAGGCUUUAAAACUAAAGGCAACAUAAACAUUCAUUGAUAAAAAUGGCAAGGAAAGAAGAGCAGGAUAAGAAUGGCUCAUUAGAACAACAGGAUCUUAUUUGCCAGACACAUUCGAAAGAGUAUCUGAAGUAGUAAGAGGAGUCGUACUUACAGACAAAGUGUGUGUUCAUUUAAGAGCACUUAAUGAGUUCACUGAUGUUUAUGGUAUCAAGAGAAAACCUGGAAAUGAGUGGAUUGUCACCAAUAAGUAAGCUUAAGUUCACAUCACGGAUGUCUAUGAAUAACUAGUUGCCGUCGAAUAAGCUAUUACUCUUGGAUCAAGAAAUUAUUGUAUUAUUCUUAAUCCUUAUAAUCCAAAACUUUCAUAAAAUGAUUGGGGAAUCCAAGUGUUGAUCAAAGGAGAAACAACAUUCUUCUUAUAACCAGGAGAAGAAUUAUUAGGGGGCAAAAUCGAAGAUAUUGUUAUAUUAGGUGAAGAAGAAGCUCUUUUGGUUUAGGCCAUUUAUGACCAUUCUGAAGAUGAUGGACAAUUCAGAAAAGCUGGUUAGAGAUGGAUCAUUAGAGGCCCAAGAGAAUACAUUCCAGGAGUCAAAAUCAAGGUGAUAGAAAAAAGAAGAGCCAUUCCAUUAGAUGCUAACGAAGGUAUCUAUGUCAGAGACAAUCGUACUGGAGAAGUCAAAGAAAUCAAAGGAAAAACCUAUCUUUUGGAAGCACACGAAUCCUUAUGGGAGAAGCAUUUACCUGAAAAUGUUGAAAUUCUCGUUUAAAGAGCUUCAACUGGAUAACCAUACGUUCCUCCAUCAGUGUAAGCAUCUGGAAAAAUUGCUUAUAAUUUUGAAUCAGAAUAACUCAAGCCAAGGGAUAAAACUAAAAUCAUUUCAUUCAAAGCACCUCAUAAUUCAGCCAUAUAAUUAUAUGACUACAAACUCAAGAAAUCAAGAGUAGUUUUUGGACCAGAUCUUGUAAUGCUUGGACCUGAUGAAUAAUUUACAGUCAUUAAAUUAUCAGGUGGAAAGCCUAAAGUUGAAAAUCUCAUCUAAACUUUAACUUUAAGUUUAGGCCCUGAUUUUAUGACUGAUCAAUUGAUUGUAGAGACAAGUGACCAUGCAAAAUUAAAGCUAACUCUCAGUUAUAAUUGGCAUUUUAAAGUAAAUAAGGAUGACCCUAAUGAUGCUUAAAAAUUAUUUGGAGUCAAAGAUUUUGUUGGCGAUGCAUGUAAAUCCAUUGCUUCUAGAGUAAGAGGAGCUGUAUCUUCCAUUACAUUUGAAGAUUUUCAUAACAACUCUAGCGUAAAAAUUAGGGAAGCUGUUUUUGGAAAGGAAGGAAAUGAAAUUAGAACAUCAUACACCUUUGAAGCCAACAAUUUGGUCAUUACAUCUGUGGAUAUUUAAGGCUAAGAAAUCACAGAUGAAGCAACUAGAAGAUAGUUGAGUCAGAGUAUCAAUUUGGCUAUUGAAAUCAGUUCAAAGAGUUAAGAAAUGCAAUCAAGACAUUAAGCUUCAAAGUUAGAAUAAGAAGCUAAAGGGCAAUUAGGGAGAUAAAAACUCCUUGAUUAGGCUAAGGCAGAAGAAACAAAAAUCGAGUUAUUAAAACAACAAGCGUAGAGUGCCAAAGUUAGAGCAGAAGGAGAGGCUGUAGCUAGAGCAAUAGCUGAAACUAUGGAAAAGAAGAUCAAAGCUGAAGCUGAAGUCAACUAAGCUGAGCUCAGAUCCAAAGCUUUGUAAAUUGAAUAAGAAGCUUUGUUAGAAUAACAGAGAUAAGAAUAAGAGGCAGAGUUAAAUUAUCAAAGAUAACUUAUUGAAUUGGAAAUCAAAAAAGCAAAAGAAUUAUCUGAUAUUGAGAUAAAGAAAUUCAAGCAAUAAAUCUAAGCUAUUGGAAAAGAAACUAUAAUUGCUAUGGCUAAAGCAGGACCAGAAACUAAAGCUAAAUUAUUAGGAGGGCUAGGACUAAAAGGAUUCUUGGUAACAGAUGGCAAAAAUCCAAUUAAUCUAUUCAAUACAGCCAAUGGAUUUAUUGGGGAAAAUCUAAAAUGAUUUAUCAUUAAAGAUCAUCAAUAUCAUAAUUUGUUAUUCUGCUAAAUCUGGU
Molecule: messenger RNA, 2599 nt
Organism: Paramecium tetraurelia
Lineage: Eukaryota; Ciliophora; Oligohymenophorea; Peniculida; Parameciidae
Exons: 8
Cellular component (GO): cytoplasm; nucleus
Source: RefSeq, a predicted model, not a curated record